Molecule: messenger RNA, 789 nt
Organism: Thermothielavioides terrestris NRRL 8126
Lineage: Eukaryota; Fungi; Ascomycota; Sordariomycetes; Sordariales; Chaetomiaceae
Exons: 6
Coding region: 1-789 (262 amino acids)
Source: RefSeq, a predicted model, not a curated record
AUGCGCGUCGCUGCCUUCCUCGUUACCCUCUUCGCGGCACUGGUUGCCGCCGCUCCGGAGAUGACUCUGGAGAAGAUCCGCGAGCGCGAUCUCUGCGACUGCAACGAGGUUCGGCUGCCUGACUGGUCCGCCACCCGGGAGGGAAACGGCGGACAAACAGACGAGAGGCACACGGGGGAGUCAAUACAUGGCACGUACCAAGUCCUUCGGCUCAAGUUGACAUUGGGCAUCCAAGUCGCCAUCUACGCCCCGGACCUCGCCCUGGCCGUCGCGCUGAGCAUCUCCACACAUGGUCGCGAGAUUCUCGACGGCCUGGAAUACAUCAAAAGACAUAAGACGCCCCCACAGGAGUUGCUCGACCAGACUCCAUCGCCCAGGCCGGCCAAUGCAAGGCUUCCUGCCGGCUGGCGCGACAAGGAGGUCGCUCAGUUUGACCCCCGCCGUCAGCAAGGGAGAGUUGCCCCACCGGUGGCCGCCUCCGCUGCAAUGGAUUAUGAUACAGGCGCGUCGUCAUUUGCCACCGGCCAGGAUGAACACGGGCUUCAGAACGAGCAGAGAUUGACCAGGGCGCUGGACUGUCAGCGAGCGGGCAGCAAGGAGAUGAUUCGAAAAGACGUCGAGGUGCGGGUCACCCGGAUCCCGCACACUUUCCACAAAGAUGAGCUCCGCUUUGAAAGAAACGGCCGCAUCCAGUCGUCGACCGAGGAUGAUUGGGCCAAGGGAAAGCGAGACAGCCGGACAGUGUGGUUCUACCGCCAUGGGAAGAAGACGGUCUACUGGACUAAGUAG